This is a messenger RNA of Mytilinidion resinicola, 1827 nucleotides long. RefSeq lists its product as uncharacterized. The transcript is spliced from 3 exons. Gene Ontology annotation, molecular function: ADP binding; protein binding. The record is from RefSeq and is a predicted model, not a curated record. Lineage: Eukaryota; Fungi; Ascomycota; Dothideomycetes; Mytilinidiales; Mytilinidiaceae. The annotation marks the transcript as partial.
AUGAUCCACGCGGACCACAAAGAAAUGGUCAAGUUUGAGUCAAAAGAGGAUAAUGACUAUGAGAAAGUUUUAGACCAUUUAACCAUUAUGGUUGAAAGUGCAGGCAGCGUUAUCGGCCUACAGUGGGAAGAAGAGGUUAGGGUUAAUGCGGCUCGAAGCAAUCUUAAAGAGAGCUUUUCUGUCGUCUUGAGCUUGUCUGAGGCCUCUAGGACCGAUCACUUUGUUGCGAGACAAGCGGAGCUAGCUAUAAUGCACAAGGCGCUCAGCGAGGGCACCGGUCGUCAAGCAGUCACUCUGCACGGCCUAGGCGGGAUCGGGAAAACGCAGCUGGCGGUUGCAUACGCCAUGGCCCAUCGAGACAAUUAUUCGGCGAUAUUCUGGCUAAACAUCAAAGACAAAGUGUCAGUGAAGCAGAGCUACUCGCGGCUAGCAAAGCGGAUCUUGCAGGACUGCCCGUCAGCCAGCCAGUUAGGUGUUUUCAUAGAUGACAAGAAGCAAGAUGAAGUGGUAGCAGCGGUCAAACAGUGGCUGGAGCAUGCCAAGAACACGCAGUGGUUAAUAGUAUUUGACAACUACGACAACCCUAAGGUGCCAGGCAAUGCGGAUCCUGGUGUAGUUGAUAUCCGGCAGUUUCUGCCCGAAGCACACCAUGGCUCGGUAAUCGUUACGACAAGGUCAUCGAAGGUCAGUAUAGGCCUUCGCGUGAAGGUAGGCAAGUUAGAAGACGUCCGCGACAGUCUGCAGAUCCUGUCUGAUGCAUCACAUCGCGAGGGUGUGAUAGACGAUCCUAAUGCUGCCGAGCUUGCUAGAGAGCUGGAUGGACUGCCAUUAGCUUUAGCUACGGCAGGCGCCUACCUUGAUCAGGUAGCAACAAGCUUUGCUGACUACCUUGGUCUGUACCGGGCGUCAUGGCGAAGGUUGCAACAAAUGAGCCCUGAAGUAAGCACAUACGAAGACCGGCAACUGUACUCAACAUGGCAGUUAUCUUUCGAUUACAUUAAGCAGCAGAACGAAGCAUCAUCUAAGCUGCUUCAGCUGUGGGCAUAUUUUGACAACCAUGACCUCUGGUUUGAGCUUCUGAGAGAGGGGAGGACUGGUGGACCGCAAUGGCUUUGUCAACUAACCGAGGAUGAGCUGAUUUUUACCGAGGCAGUGAGGGUGCUAUGCGACUACGGGUUAGUAGAUGUGGACAAGUCCUCUGAAGGAAAUGUAGUUGAGUCUCAGGGGUACGGGAUGCACAGCUGUGUGCACUCAUGGACGGUGUAUGUAGUCAACCAGACAUGGGAUUCUGAGAUGGCUGGGGUGGCUGUGGAUUGUAUAGGUAGACAUGUACCGGAGAAUAAUGUACAGCACUCGUGGCUGACUCAGCGUCGGCUUCUGCGACACUUGGCAAGGUGUUGGGGGUUUAUCAUUGACGGCAAGUUGGAUGAGGAUAGGAAGGUCUGGAUUCUGCAUAAAUUUGGGGGCGUAUGUUUGAAUCAGGGACAGCUUGACGAGGCGGAGAAGAUGUACUUGCGAGCGCUGCAAGGCAAAGAGAAGGCAUGGGGACCGGACCAUACAUCAACACUUGACACAGUCAACAACUUAGGCGCCCUCUACGCGGACCUAGGACGGCUUAACGAGGCAGAGAAGAUGUACUUGCGAGCGCUGCAAGGCUACGAGAAGGAAUGGGGACCAGACCAUACAUCAACACUCUCUACGGUUAAUAACUUAGGAUUGCUUUACGCGGACCUGGGACGGCUUGACGAGGCGGAGAAGAUGUCCUUGCGAGCGCUGCAAGGCAAAGAGAGGGCAUGGGGACUAGACCAUACAUCAACACUCAACACG